This is a messenger RNA of Blumeria graminis f. sp. triticale, 168 nucleotides long. Lineage: Eukaryota; Fungi; Ascomycota; Leotiomycetes; Helotiales; Erysiphaceae. The record is from the annotation of a GenBank genome assembly.
AUGUGGUCAACCCAAGGCCGCCACGCACUUUCUAGAAUAUACAAUCUAAGCUCUAGGACUCUCUCAGAUCUCCUCAUCUCACAGCGAUCCAGAAAAAUUCUUGUUAGGCACCUGGGAGUGAGCCCUCUACGCGACAAAGUGGUUAGCCCUUUCCAAGUUCUUAUCUAG